Melanotaenia boesemani (Boeseman's rainbowfish) is the source of this 2385-nucleotide messenger RNA. RefSeq names its product espin-like protein. Gene Ontology annotation, biological process: actin filament bundle assembly. The record is from RefSeq and is a predicted model, not a curated record. The transcript has 5 exons. Lineage: Eukaryota; Metazoa; Chordata; Actinopteri; Atheriniformes; Melanotaeniidae. The coding region runs from base 117 to 2183 and encodes 688 amino acids. Gene Ontology annotation, molecular function: actin filament binding. Gene Ontology annotation, cellular component: cytoplasm.
CAUUUCUGCCCCAGUGGGGUCCUCUUGUUUGUUUUAUCAGUCUCACAUUUUGUUAAUUUUAUUUUCAGAAAGAGGAGCUCCUCCUUCACUGAAACAGUGUGAAAAGCAGCAUCAACAUGGAGAACAACAAGCCAGUGAAGGAAGUGCUUCCCUUGCCUCGCCACCCCACCUCCAUUCCUGUAACCUCCUCCUCUAUGAUCCUUGCCACCACCUCAAAGAAACAAUCCACAAGCUCCAUCCAGCAUGUACAGGUGGCUUCCUCAGUGGUGACAUCGCUCAAUCACCUGAGGCCUCCAGAGAGGGACCUCACACCGAUGUCUCACAUAAAGGCUAUUAGGUCACUGAGGCAUGCUGGCCUCACUGCAGUCUUCACUGGGCAAACUCGACUUGACAGCGAGGAAGUGCUGGAGGAGUUACCAAUCGUCGAUGUGAUCCUGGCUGACAUUGACUCCCUGGUACCCACUCACGAUGAAAGAGGUCGCCCUAUAGCAGAAUGGAAACGACAGGUGAUGGUCCGGCAGCUGCAGGUCAGGCUUCAGGAUGAGGAGGAGCAGAGGAGACAGGAUAUGAUGAAUGGCUAUGUGCCAGUGGAUGGUUGGAAGUAUUCCCAGACUCACAAUGCUGUUUUGGGGCCCUUUGGUGAGCUCUUAACAGAGGAGGACCUGGUUUAUCUCCAGCAGCAGAUUGAGUCUGUUUCACUGCAGAAACGCUGCCAGGCCUAUGAGCUAGAGCUCACCAGACUGACUGAAGAGCUAAGAGCAAUUUUACCUGAUCCUAUAGUCAACAUUUCCCUCAACAAGGAGGUCCUACAACAGAUGGACUCUGAGGACCAAAUGCGCCUGGCUUUGCCUGUUUGGUGCAGCCGUGUCUCAGAGAUUGUUCGGAGUAUGUCUCUGCUGGUGGCUAAUCUGACUCAAGCAUCGGAAAAAGAGGGUGAGUGGAGGAUGGUGGAAGGUAUGGUGGAGGGAAUGAAGGGCUUGCAGGAAAUUAGAGAUGCUACUGGAAUUGAUUUAGACCAGGGAUUGAUGCAACAGGGCCAAGAGAUAACACAGAAGCCUACAGAGACAUCCAGUGGAUGUAGGAUACCACACAUUGGGAUGGCAUCUGCCUUCAGCCAUCGUUUGGAGAGCAACAGCUACAGCAGAGCAAGAAGGGAGAGGGUGGAGAGGGAGAUCCAAGAGUCUGGGGUCUCAGUAAGAAAUCUUAGGUCCAACUUUGAGAGUCAGAUUGGUGGAAUUUAUCCCUUUGCUGGUGUUAUACAAGGAAGACAAGGAUUGAUGAGCCAGUAUGAAGAUGGACCUUCUGAAGUAAACAGCCAUAAUGUAAAUACAGGCAUCAGCCAUGAUGCUUCUAAAAAAUGUGCACCUGUUUUGGAGACUACCAGUUUAAGAAAAGAGCGUAUAGUUGUGCUGUUUCUGAGCCACUGGAAGAAGUCUGCUUAUGCUAUUUCAGUGAGGGCAGCAAGGCAAAGACAGGGACAGCUGGCAGCAACAGGGAGAGUGGCAACAGCACAGUCACAACAGAAAAUCACCUCCCUGUUUCAGUUCUGCCAACAACGAGGUGCUGUGGACAAAAUGCUGAACUCCUGGAUGAAUAAACUGGAACUCCGAGAUGCUCAGAAGUCCUGUUUGUCUACCUCAUCUGUCCUCUCACAAAAUUCACAUCCCCAGGUGACCUACUCCCCAGAGCAAUUCCUGCCAGAUGUGGAUGGUGUUGCAAUGACCCAUGAUAGCUUGACGCUUGACCUCUUUAUGCUGGGUUACUUCCACAUUUUAGAGCAAGAGCUGUCACCUGAGGAGAGGAAGAUGAGACAUCUCCUCUGUUUUGAAGUUUUUGACCAUGUUGGCUGCUUCCCCUGGGAGAAGGUUCGAGAUUUCCACAAGGCUGUUCUCCAGGAAAUCAAGUCGGGGAGGCGACAGUGGAGUGACGGCUUUGAAGACCUCAAAGCUAGCUUCUUUGGUGAAUCAAGACCAUGUUGCUGUCCAUUAUCACCAUCGUCGUUAUCACCGCUGCCAGGUUCCAAAUCUGUGCCUAAGGUUGUUGUUCAAAGUGCCACUCCAGACGAGAGUGGCAGCGACACAGACUUCUCCUGUUUCAGCAACGAAGAAAUUUGUAAAUACAUAGAUCGCAGUUUUGCUUUUUGGAAAGAGAAGGAGGCAGAGCUUUUUGACUUUGAACAUUAAGGGUAAAUAUAAUCAUUUUGGACAAAAUGAUACUGAUGUUUUUAUUUUGAGAAAGAGUUGAAUGCAGAAUGAUACACUGUAAAGGAUGCAUUAUCGUUGUAUGUUAUUGUAAAAAAAUAAAUUAUAAAAUUGGUUAAAUUGCCUAAGAUGCAAGCACAAAAUCUCUGAGAUAUUUAUUGAAAAAUGCAGUAUGACAUUUUUG